CGCACGUAAACAUCAACCCAGAUGAUAGUAACGUUACAGCUGGAGCUUCUGAAGCGAUUCCCAUGAAAUGACACAAAGAGGCGCGGAGAUGCCGGUUCGGUUCGGCGGGUCGCACUGAAUUAAAACCCUUGACAUGAGUAAAACGGACCCGAGAGACAGAUGAUGUUUACGCGCCAUGAGUUUAUCCAGCUAACGCGGGCCUGAAGGAGAUGAUGUGGCCUUUAGCUGUUAGCGCAUCCGCUGUCCGCAUUUCAGUGAGAUAAAAUGAUGUAGCUGGACCUGAAGAGACAGACAUUAGCGACAGGAUGAAUCUGAAGAAGUCACGGAGUGUCGGAGCUUCUUCCCCGAUCAACGGACUCGGUAAACAAGAUGCUGAGUCCAGACGGAAGAGGAAGACGGCGGAGAUCGCGCAGGCCCUGAACACGACGCCCGUGGACGUGGCCGCUCUCAGACGCAUGGCCAUCAGCGAAGGAGGGCUGCUGACCGACGAGAUCCGCCGGCAGGUGUGGCCCAGACUGCUCAACGUGUCUGUAGAAAACAUACCUGAGCAACUAGAGCCGGUCGAUCGAGACAAUAACAAGGACUUUAACCAAGUGCUUCUAGAUGUUCAGAGAUCCCUCAGACGCUUCCCUCCAGGGAUGCCGGACGAGCAGCGGGAAGGCCUUCAGGAGGAGCUGAUCGAUAUUAUCCUGCGGGUGCUCGUCAAAAACCCUCAGCUGCACUAUUAUCAGGGUUACCAUGACAUCGUGGUGACCUUCCUGCUGGUGCUGGGGGAACGACUCGCCACUGCCCUGGUGGAGAAACUCUCCACUCACCAUCUCAGGGAUUUUAUGGACCCCACUAUGGACAACACCAAACACAUCCUGAACUACCUGAUGCCCAUAAUCGAGAGGGUCAACCCUGAAGUGUACGACUUCAUGCAGCAAGCCGAGGUCGGCACCAUUUUCGCCCUGAGCUGGCUCAUCACCUGGUUCGGACACGUGCUGUCAGAUUUCCGUCACGUGGUUCGGUUGUACGACUUCUUCCUGGCCUGCCAUCCCCUCAUGCCCAUCUACUUUGCUGCUGUGAUUGUGUUGCAUCGAGAGGACGAGGUGUUGGACUGUGAGUGUGACAUGGCCAUGAUGCACCACCUCCUCUCCCGCAUCCCAGAGGACCUGCCGUACGAGACGCUGAUCAGCCGCGCGGGAGAUCUGUUCGUCCAGUUCCCUCCGUCCGAACUGGCCAGAGAGCGCAAUCAGCUAACGGCUGUUUCCACCUUCAAAGACUUUGAGUUGGCUUCAACACAGCAACGUCCAGACACGGUGCUCCGGCAGAGACGGAAAGAGCAGCAACAGCAGCAGCGCACACUGGACGCCCAGCGAGGAACGGUAGCGGUCGUCCAACCCACGGCGCGGCGCUUCAUGCGUCUGGCGGUCAUGGGGUUGACUGUGGCGUUGGGAGCCGCCGCUUUAGCCGUGGUGAACUCUGCCCUGGAGUGGGCUCCCAAACUAGACUUGCUCUUCCCGUGAAGGAGCUGAGCAACAGCACAGAAACACACCGUCUCAUCUGAGGACUGAAUAAUUGUUAUUUUGCCUUUUUUUUUUAAAAUAUUUAUACAUGUGAACCACUUAGACUAAUGAAUAAAAUAAUGUGUGCAUAGUUGAUUAAACAGCCUUUUUCCCCAGACACAGAGUGAGAUAUUCAGCUGAGAGGAGGUGCCACUUCCUUCAGUAGAUGAUGGAAAUGUUUUCUGGAUCUACUGAGGACAAGCGUCAAUCCUCGUGUUGAAUUGGAUGUAGAGUGGAGGUAUGUCUCGUUCACAAAACACGAUCUGAGCAAUUUUUUGUGUGAAUCUUUUGUAAAAGCAUUGUUUUUUGUCUUUUAACUUGAGGGAAUAGUUCACGCAAAAAUGAAAAUUUGCUAAGAAUGUAUUCAUUCUCAGGCCAUAUAAGAUCAGAAAAGAUUUAGAGAAGUGUAGCAUUACAUUACUUGCUCACCAGUGAAUGGGUGCCGUCAGAAUCACCUAAAAAAUUUAUUUCACCCAGAAAUUAACAUUUACUCAUCCUCAGGUCACCCAAGAUGUAGAUAAGCUUAUUUCUUAUCAAAACAGAUUUGGAGAAAUUUAACAUUGCAACACUUGCUCACUAAUGGAUCCUCUGCAGUGAAUGGGUGCCGUCAGAAUCACCCUAAAAUGAACAUUUACUCAUCGUCAGGCUGUCCAAAAUGCAGAUGAGUUUACUUCUUCAUCAGAACAACUUUGGAGAAAUUUAGCAUUCCAUCACUUGCUCACCAGUGGACCCUUUGCAGUGAAUGGGUGCCGUCAGAAUCACCCAAAAAUUAAAUUUCACCCUAAAAUGAACAUUUACUCUCCCUCAGGCUGUCCAAGAUGUAGAUGAGUUUACUUCUUCAUCAGAAUAGAUUUGGAGAAAUUUAAAAUUACAUCACUUGCUUACUAAUGGAUGCUCUGCAGUGAAUGGGUGCCAUCAGAAUCACCUAAAAAUUAAAUUUCUCUCAAACAUUAACAUUCACUCGUCCUAAUGCCAUCCAAGAUGUAGAUGAGUUUAUUUCUUCAUCAGAACAGAUAUGGAGAAAUUUAUCAUUAAAACACUUGCUCACUAAUGGAUCCUCUGCAGUGAAUGGGUGCCAUCAGAAUCAAUCAAAAAUUGAAUUUCACCCAAAAAUGAACAUUUACUAAUUUUUAGGCCAUUUCAUCAGAUUGGGAGAAAUGUAGCAUUUCAUCACUUGCUCACCAAUGGAUCCACUGCAGUGAAUGGGUGCCGUCAGAAUGAAAGUCCAAACAGCUGAUAAAAACAUUACAAUAAUCCACAAGUAGUCCACAUCACUCCAGUCCAUUAAUUAACAUCUUGUGAAGCAAAAAGGAAGCGAAAAAGUCCUUUAUCCAUAUUGCUUUAUUCAGUGAAAAAGCAUCACGUCUGAAUCAGGAGCGAAAUGCGCAUAAAUGAAGAACCAUUUAUGAGCAAUUCUAAACAAAUAUGUCAAGAUUUUCAUGUGAGAGGACAACAGGAUGUGGACCACCAUAAUGGACUCAUUUUGUUGCAGAUGUUUUUAUUAGCUGUUUGUACUCUCGUUCUGGUGGCACCCAUUCACCGUUAGAGGAUCCAUUGGUGGGCAAGUGAUGUAAUGCUAAAUUUUCCAAAUCUGUUCUGACGAAGAAACAAACUUAUCUACAUCUUGGAUGACCUGAGGGAGAGUAAAUGUUCACUAUUGGGCGAUUCUGACGGCACCCAUUAACUGCAGAGGAUCAAAUGGUGAAUAAAUCAUGUAAUGCUACAUUUCUCCAAAUCUGUUCUGAUGAAGAAGCAAACUCAUUGACAUUUUGGAUGGCCUGAGAGUGAGUAAAAUUUUCAGCAAGUUUUCAUUUUACUUUAAGAAUUCAUGUACAUUGUUUGUUAAACAGUUUUUAUGUAAAUUGUUUGCAUUAAAUUGAUAAAUAAAUAAAUUAUUUAGUAGUUUAGAAUUUUUUAAUUUUGGAAUUUACAUAUAAAACCUGUAUAUUGCUUGUAAAACAAAGUUUUAGUUUUGAUAGUUGUCAAAUUUAAGUGCAUGCAACAAUUUACAUAAAAAUGCCUUUACAGAUUAUGGACAUGGAAAUGAUUUAUUCAGAAAAUUGCUCAACUUGUCUUUUAUGAUUGAGACUUUAUUGUACUUUCCAUCAUUAGAAAACCCAAUAUAUUGAGACCAAAAUAUAUCGAGUGCUGUCAAACGAUUAAUCACAUUCAAAAUAAGUUUCUGUUUACAUAAUACGUGUACUGUGUAUAUUUAUUAUGUGUAUAUAAAUAAACCCACAUAGUGUAUAUUUUAAAAAAUAUUGAAAUGUAUUUACAUGUAUAUAUUUAUACUCGCAUAAUUUAUAUUAUAUAUAAAUAUAUUUAAUAUAUAAACAACAUUUUUCUUAAAUGUAUACAUGCAUGUGUGUAUAUUUAUAUGGAUAAUAAAUACACAGCACACACACACAUAAACAAUAUUUUAUUUUGGAUGCGAUUAAUCACGAUUAAUUGUUUGACAGCAAACGAUUCGUUUGUAGAAUUGGGAAUUUAAUCUGAUUGGUUCAGGACCCCUUAUGGGUCAGAAUCUCAUUUGUUUAGUGUACUUAAAAUUAAGAAAGCAACAUUUCACAAAAGCAAGGAACGUCUUUUUUUAUGUUCAGAAUUUGUAUGUUCAUGUUUUUGAGGUUAUUUUUUCACUACAUUACUGUUUUUUUUCUUUCCGAAACACCUUAAUUACAGUAUUUUUUUGUGAUAAGUGCUGAUCUUAGUACACAACUUGCAGUUUUCACCAAUAUCAGAACAGGAGUUGAAACCACUUCUGAAUAACUUGAUAGACUUGAGAUUUCUUGAAUCUGGAGUGUGUAAACGGUGAACGUGAACUAAGUAGUUUGUCCAGAUCGGUGUUGAAUCAUGACACAUUGUUAUUUUUUGUUGUUUAAAUGCUGUACAACAUCUAAACAUAGAGUAACAUCCAAGUGGAUAUUUUUUCAGA
Labeo rohita (rohu) is the source of this 4479-nucleotide messenger RNA. It is a transcript of the gene tbc1d20, whose product is annotated as TBC1 domain family, member 20. The record is from RefSeq and is a predicted model, not a curated record. The coding region runs from base 306 to 1508 and encodes 400 amino acids. Gene Ontology annotation, cellular component: endoplasmic reticulum membrane. Gene Ontology annotation, molecular function: GTPase activator activity. The transcript has 8 exons. NCBI's taxonomy places the organism in Eukaryota, Metazoa, Chordata, Actinopteri, Cypriniformes, Cyprinidae. Gene Ontology annotation, biological process: endoplasmic reticulum to Golgi vesicle-mediated transport; positive regulation of GTPase activity.